GCUAUAAAGCAAAGGCUCGACGUCGUCUGCUUUGUUGGGACCACAGACUGUACGGGACCAUCGAUGCUACCACUUUCAGGACUCUGCUGCGUAUUGCAAGACAUCCAGAGGAAUAUCCACAGUCUUUUUCAGCUAUUAGACAUUGUUGUGUUGUUUUGAGUCCACGGACAGGGCUCGUGUCGCCGUGUGUACGCUUCAGACGACCGAAGUGAGGAUCCCCUGUAUAUAAACAAAACGCAGCGAGUUGCUUUUUAAGGUGGCACGUCAGAGACAGCUGCAACAACAAGACUUCGACUAUCGCGUGUGAAGUGAGCUAACUUGGUGUUGGCGGCGGUGGCAGCCAUGGAAAUUAAGAUACAGCUUUGUUAGGAGGUGAACUCCAGGACGGGCGCGUGCGAACAUGAGAGGAGAGGACGGUUUGUUGUCAGGAAGGCAGCUCAUGGCAAGUGAGAGACGGGGUGAACAUCCCUGCUGCUGCUGCCCCUAUUUGACAGAGGAGGAAGGAGCACUUGCUAUCAACAAGGGUGACCUGAGGCCCCCUGGUCAUUUGUCCGCCUCUAAGUAGUGGAAAAUCAGACUUUGGCACGACAUGGAGACGGUGGGGAAAUUUGAGUUCAGUCGAAAGGACCUGAUAGGACAUGGCGCAUUUGCUGUCGUCUUCAAAGGCAGACACCGAGAAAAACAUGACUGGGAGGUGGCAGUUAAAUGCAUAAACAAGAAGAACCUGGCCAAAUCCCAGACACUGUUGGGGAAAGAGAUCAAAAUACUCAAGGAGCUGAAACACGAGAACAUUGUUGCAUUACUGGACUUUCAGGAAACUGCCAGCUCAGUGUACCUGGUAAUGGAGUACUGCAACGGGGGCGACCUUGCCGACUACUUACACUCUAAAGGCACGCUGAGUGAGGACACCAUUCGGGUUUUCCUGCAGCAGAUUGCAGGGGCCAUGAGGGUCCUACAGGGCAAAGGCAUCAUCCACAGGGACCUCAAGCCCCAGAACAUCCUGCUCUCCUACCCACCAGGACGCAAGUCACACUCAAACAACACCUGCAUCAAGAUUGCGGACUUUGGCUUUGCCAGGUACCUUCAGAACAACAUGAUGGCGGCAACACUCUGUGGGUCCCCCAUGUACAUGGCUCCUGAGGUCAUCAUGUCCCAGAACUACGAUGCUAAGGCAGACUUGUGGAGUAUAGGGACCAUAGUGUUUCAGUGUCUGACUGGGAAGGCUCCUUUUCAGGCGAGCAGUCCCCAGGACCUCCGGCUGUUCUAUGAGAAAAACAAGACUCUCAGCCCCAACAUUCCCAGAGAGACUUCGAGCCAUUUGAGGCACCUGCUGCUGGGGCUGCUGCAGCGCAACCACAAGGACCGCAUGGACUUUGAUGAGUUCUUUUGUCAUCCAUUCCUGGAGGCUAGCUCAUCCAUGAAAAAGACAACUCCUACUGUGUCCAUGACCUGCUUCCCAAGCUCUGCAUCAGCCAGCUCUUGUAGCAGCUCGUCCACCUCUCACCUCGCCUCGCCACCGCAGUCUCUUGCUGAGGUUCAGCAUAUGCGUGCCAAAGCUUUGGCCUCCCCUACCCAGGAGGCUGCUGGUUUUCUCCUCAAGGACUCGUCUGGAGGGGGCGGCAGCAGCAAGAACUCCUCCUCCUGUGACACGGAUGACUUUGUCAUUGUGCCUGCUCACUUCACCACGGGAGAGCUGACAUGUGAGAGUAAAGUGCUGCCGGACAGCCUCAUGAACAGCGGCUCUCUUCUGGCUUCUGCUGGCCUGUGUAGCCAAGUCAAAACACCACCACACUCACCUUCCUGCAGCGGGUCUCCAAGUCCUGUCAGGCCCAGCGAGUUCUCGGGAAGUAACUACGGGGGUAGCUAUGGCAACCAUGGUCAGUCAUUGCCUAUCCCAGUCCCCACCCAGGUCCAGAACUACCAGCGCAUGGAGCAGAACCUCCACUCCACCAAACAGGACGGCUCACCACGGCUGUCGACACCGGUGCGUCGUUGCAGCAGUGGAAGCUCGCUUGGCUUUGGUCGGACCGGACCUUCACCACCCUAUGGGCAAGGCACAGUCACCACCAAUCGCAGGCUCUCCCUGGGAGGCGCCAGACCUUUCCAGCUCUCCCCUCAAGCUCCCCAGCAUAUUGAACCCCGCCUGACUCCUCAGCAUCACCCGCAGACGGCAGGACUGGGCUCACGGCUCCACAGCGCCCCCUGUCUGUUGGAGUGUGCCAGUGGCGGUGGCAGGCAGAAGAUCAGGAAGCAGCACUCAGACCCUGUGGGGGCUCCCUCGGUGGGCCUGAUGACUGGCCGACCUCUACACUCUUCACCCAGGCUCAGUGAGCUCAUGCAGCGUAACCCCCUCCCCACCAUCCUGGGCUCUCCUUCCAGGGCCAUCCCUCCAUUUGAAUUCCCCAAGCCUCCCAGCUCUCCGAAUCUCAUGACCUUCCUGACACAACAGGGUUUGGUCAUCGGCUCCCCUUGCAGCAGGACUGCCCCAGGAGAGCUCAGAGAUGCAGGACAACAAGCACUAACACAGGUCACCCCGUCGGCCCACUGCGUCCACAGACUGAAUGAUGAUACCAAGGGCUUUGGAAGGUCUCAGAGUGCCGGUCGACUGUCUGACAUGCUGCUGAUGGCUGCGUUUGGACCAGGUGGACCGGCGGGUGAUCGAGGCAGCACAGAGAAUCUGACCUCUGAUAAAGCCAUAGACAUAAUAGUGCCCCCUAGUGGUGGGGGAGGCCUUGCACCCGGCUCCAUCAGCCCAGCACAGGUGGUCUUCACUGUGGGCUCUCCUCCCAGUGGCAGCACCCCUCCUCAAAAUUCCAGACAGAGGAAAUACUCAGGCUCGUUCACGUCAGUCAGCCCCGCAGGCUCCUACACAAGCCGCUACCCCCAGACAGCCACCUAUCUGGAUGGCUUUGAGGCUCCUUCUAGUCCUCGCUACAGUUUCACUGAUCCUAUCAGAGCCAACAUGGGCGGCCCUGUAACCUUUGAGGCACCUGAGCUGCCUGAGGAGACGCUGAUGGAGCAGGAGCACACAGACACGGUGCAACGCCUGCGGUUCACGUUGGAUUUCGCCCGCUGUCUGAUGGAGGUUGCUGGAGCCCGCGGGGUCACGGCGUUAGGGGAGCAGGCAGACAUUUCUCAUCCCUCCCUCCUUCAGCAGCAGAGCCUGGUAGCUGAUCAGAUAAGCUCGCUGAGCCGAGAGUGGAGUCAUGCAGAGCAGCUGGUUCUCUACCUGAAGACUGCAGAGCUCCUGUCCACUGCCUUACACACGGCCAUGGAGCGAGUCAAACAGGGCAAACUUUACCCAUCCUCCACAGUCAAACAAGUAGUGAGGAGGCUGAAUGAGCUGUACAAGUCCAGCGUGACGUCCUGCCGCUCACUCAGCACCCGUCUGGAGCACUUCUUUUCCAGGAAGCACCGUCUAAUGGACCAAAUCACCUCCAUCACGGCUGAGCGGCUGCUGUUCAGCCACACUGUGCAGAUGGUUCAGACUGCUGCACUGGAUGAGAUGUUCCACCAGGGGGAAGCGUCAGUCCUGCGUUACCAUAAAGCUCUCCUGCUGAUGGAGGGCCUGUCUCUGCUGCUCACUGAACAGGACGACAUCCUCAGUGUUAGCAAAUGUAAGGAGUGCAUCGAACGCCGCCUCACAGCUUUGCAGUCAGGACUCUGCGUCUGAGAGUCCCACGCUGCGUCUUGACGUGUGGAUAUGAUGUCAGUUAUUUGCACCCUGCACAUUCUCAACAAACCAAAUCUCCACCUACAUCUCAUGGUUUUCACUUAGCAAUGCUUCAGUUUUCACUGACAUGAAGCACUUGUGCAGUGAAGGAAUGUCUGCGCUCACAUCUGUGUGAGAGGACUUUGCUCCUGGUGCUGGAAAUGGAAGAUUCCACUCACUAGGUGUAACACCUGCAAGAGCAAUUAUUGCCAAGUAGUCACAUACCCACAUACAAUACUUAUCUAUAACAGAUAGCGUUAUAAGAUGGACAAAUAUCUGCGCUACCAAGUCGCAAAAGGCAACUUUAUAGACAAAAUCUUUUACCGAGAUGAGUCGCUGGAGGGAAUCUACAGUAUCUGCUGUACACCUACAUACAGUAAGGACGUGUGCUGAUGAAGAGCAGGAACGGCCAAGUAUCAUUCUCAUCAAAUGUAUGUUUGUCUUCUACCGCUUGUUUGCUUUCCUGGGCUUAUUUCGUUCUGGUAUUUAUCUAAUUGUUACUUGCUUGCUGAGGGGAAGUAUAAAUAGUAAUGCUACAUACAGUUGGUGGCUGGAAACGCAUGUAAGCACUAUCACAAAACUGUUGCCAAACAGAGUGUAGUUGUUUUUGUGUUAGCUUAUAUUUUAGACUCAUGGUAGACAACUAUGCUGGUUUGGAAAAAAAGAUCCCUGGGUUUCAUACUUUACCGAUUCUUCAUGUUUAAGACCAUUUUCCGUCACUUUAACAAUGAUGUAAUUGGGGUUUUCUUUUUAAAAUGGUGGCAGGUAUUAAGACAAGAUGGAGAAAAUGGGUCCAGAAAACACUCGCUAUCCCUCCGCUACAUGCAAAACAUAGCUUUUAAUCCACCAGAGACUGCGACUGCUCUGUUAGCAUCCCUGAUAUAAUCAUGUUAAAGAUGCUGCAAUAACCUGGGAUGUAUUCUUCAGGUACACAGAAGCUUCGGUGCUGCUGUUGCUGGCAAUUUUUUUCCCCACACAAUUCCAUAUUCUGUCUGAUUCCAUGUUAUCAAUCAAUCAUUUUUGGAGUAUAAUCACAUUUGAAUGUAGGUCUGUCAGGAGAGAAGCAGCGUUAAUAUUAGCCAAAUGUUACUAAAAUUUAGGUUCGUCCUGGGGUUAACGUCUGAAUGUUUUUGCACUGUUGAAGUACUGUAUCGAACCAUUCAGUUUUUGUAGAUAACCUUCUUUAGAGAUUUCUAUUCCAUACUUUUAUUGCAGUUUUAGUUGUGUUAUAGUUGCUGUCAAAAGGCGGCGUGUGUUAGAUGUGAGAAUGCUGACGAAGAGAUGGUAUAAGCUACGAAACCUUAGGAAGAUUUCUUUAAGAAGAAAAUGGAAAAAUUGCUUUACGCUGACAAAAAAGAUUUGCGUUGGUUGGGUUGUGUUCAGUUUCCAAGAUUUGAAAAGUGACCUGUUGAUUUUACCUGAAAUAUUUGUGUUGUUGAUGUUGACCUCGGACACGCACUCUGACAGGAUACCUUUACCCCCCCUUGAAUUGUGGGCCAAUGGGAAGGGUCAACUUUGGUGUGCAUGCAUGCAUGUAUGAAUGCUGUUUGAUGUAUUAAUGGACAAUGGGGUGUGUUCAAUACAGAACUAGCGACAUCGCUCUGUAACAAGAUGUGAAUGGUUUGAUUUUGCUUAACUGCGUGGAUGAGGAAAGGUGCAACCAAGUACAACUUUCUGUGCCUGAGGUUUAUCUUCCUCUGCUUUUUUUUAAGUUAAUUAAGAUGGCGACUAAGUGCAUAUUUUAGAUUAAGGUGUUGAUGUGUGGCUAGGGCUGACAUUUUGUGAAGCCAGUAUAGUAGCAUUGUUAGCAGGACAGAAGAGAGGAAAGGUUUUCACAGUGAAGAUUUCUCUAAAUAUACGUGUAUUUGCUUUAUGGCCUUUUGUCAGAUUCGUAAAGUUUCUUUGUUUGAGUGAACAUUCCUAAUGUCAACUCAUCCACAGCCUCUCUGUCUCUGUCGUGUUCAGUCACUUUGUAACGAUGUCUUGAAAGAUACAGGUAGCAGACAGGGAUGACAUCUUAUUAUAACACAGAUGCAUGUGUCACUUUUUAUUGUUCCCUACAAUCAUUGCCAUUGGCCAUCCUAAUUAUGAGGAUCUGGGGGAGGAGUUAAUUUGUGAAGCAGUUGAAAUGAUUAAAGAGUGAAAUGAUUGGUGUAGGAAGUGCGGAGAUGUAUCCACUCUGCUGAAGUGUCCUUGAGCAAAACACUGACCCCCCUGACCAGCUCCAGGGCUACUGAUCAAAGUAUCAUGUAAACUUAAGAUGAAGUGUAAUGUUUGCACUCCCAUGAUAGAUCUGUCUUUGAUUUGGAUUUUUAUUUUUGUAUGUUUGCUACGAACAUACCUGAAUGUUUUCAUUUUGUGUGUUUUCACUUUACAGAUUCUGUAUUACCUGUAAAUAUUGUAAAUUAAGUUAUUGUUGUUAUUGUAUAUAUAUGACGCUGCAGGCAUGGAGAGAGAACAGUACCAUACCACCUAUACAUUUCCAAAGAAUAGGCCUUCUGCUGAUCUUCCAUAUUGUCUCUUUACUGUUGCAAAAAGCAUUUUAAUGUUGUCAUAUCUAUGACAGACACACUAUCUCAGUGUCCCUGUGUGUGAUGUAACCUUUACUGUUUGAGAGUUGCAACAUGAAUAAAGUGAAAGGAAAGGUAA
This is a messenger RNA of Epinephelus moara (kelp grouper), 6361 nucleotides long. RefSeq names its product unc-51 like autophagy activating kinase 1 (gene ulk1b). The record is from RefSeq and is a predicted model, not a curated record. Gene Ontology annotation, molecular function: protein serine/threonine kinase activity; ATP binding. Lineage: Eukaryota; Metazoa; Chordata; Actinopteri; Perciformes; Serranidae. Gene Ontology annotation, biological process: peptidyl-serine phosphorylation; protein autophosphorylation; autophagy. The coding region runs from base 590 to 3673 and encodes 1027 amino acids. Gene Ontology annotation, cellular component: autophagosome; cytoplasm. The transcript has 27 exons.